Myotis davidii is the source of this 1586-nucleotide messenger RNA. It is a transcript of the gene PLEK2, whose product is annotated as pleckstrin 2. Gene Ontology annotation, cellular component: plasma membrane. Gene Ontology annotation, biological process: actin cytoskeleton organization; intracellular signal transduction. The transcript is spliced from 10 exons. The record is from RefSeq and is a predicted model, not a curated record. Bases 85 to 1167 code for a protein of 360 amino acids. Lineage: Eukaryota; Metazoa; Chordata; Mammalia; Chiroptera; Vespertilionidae.
GGAGUCUGCAUGUCCGUAGACAUCCCCCCAUCCUCUGGUCUGUUCUAGAAACAGGCUCUCUGCCUUCAUUGGACUGUGCUAUCCAUGGACUCUAUGGUCCUUCUGAGAGCUCCCAAACUACCCUGCCUUGUAGGCCUGGCGCGGCAGGGUCACAUUGUCCACAACUGGAAGGCCCGGUGGUUCGUCCUUCGGCAGAACACGCUGCUGUACUACAAGCUCGAGGGGGGUCGGAAGGUGAACCCUCCCAAGGGCCAGAUCCUCCUGGAUGGCUGCACCAUCACCUGCCCCUGCCUGGAGUAUGAAAAUCGACCGCUCCUCAUUAAGCUGAAGACUCGCACAUCCACAGAAUACUUCCUGGAGGCCUGUUCUCGGGAGGACAGGGACGCCUGGGCCUUUGAGAUCACAGGGGCGAUUCACGCUGGGCAGCCGGGGAAGGUCCAGCAGCUCCACAUACAGAGAAACUCCUUCAAGCUGCCCCCUCACAUCAGCCUGCAUCGCAUCGUGGACAAGAUGCACGACAGCGGGAGUGGAAUCCGGCCAAGCCCCAACCUGGAGCAGGGAAGCACCUACAAAAAGACCUUCAAUGGCUCCUCCCUGGUGGACUGGCUCAUCUCCAACGGCUUUGCAGCCAACCGUCUGGAGGCCGUGACCCUGGCCUCCAUGCUCCUGGAGGAGAACUUCCUGAGUCCAGUCGGCGCCCGGAGCAUGGGAGCCGUGCGCUCUGGGGACCUGGCCGAGCAGUUCCUGGAUGACUCCACGGCCCUGUACACCUUUGCUGAGAGCUACAAGAAGAAGAUAAGUCUCAGGGAAGACAUUAACCUGAGCACCAUGGAGUUGAGUGGCACGGUGAUAAAGCAAGGCUAUCUGGCCAAGCAGGGCCACAAGAGGAAGAACUGGAAGGUGCGGCGCUUUGUUCUGAGGAAGGAGCCGGCGUUCCUGCAUUACUACGACCCUUCCAAAGAAGAGAACCGGCCAGUGGGAGGGUUUUCCCUUCGUGGCUCACUCGUGUCUGCUCUGGAGGACAAUGGCGUUCCCACCGGUGUUAAAGGGAACGUCCAGGGAAAUCUCUUCAAAGUGAUUACUAAGGACGACACACACUAUUACAUCCAGGCCAGCAGCAAGGCUGAGCGAGCCGAGUGGAUCGAAGCUAUCAAAAAGCUAACGUGACCGAGACCUGAGAGACCAGGACCAGGAUUCCUCCCACCUACCCGGUGACACCGACAGGGGUUCCCAGAAAAUGAGUGUUAAUGUAACUUUGUUUAUUUUGUACUGUUUUGGAGUGAGUCUACUGAAGUUUCCUAGAUUACAAUGGGCAACGGUGCUAUUUCCUUCCCCACCUUCAUGUUAACAACCUGGAAAUGCUAGAACAGCCAUGCGGCAUCAGCAUGUUGACUUUCGCCAAUCAUCACAGCCGGCCAUUCCUUGGGCACCAAAGUAGGUUUGCCUUAUAACACUAACUGGCCACAUUAUACUACUAAAUAAAGCUAGUCUCAUGGCACUGCCUCUGAAAUGCUGUCAACAGCUAUUAACUCCUUCUUUAGGAUUAAUAAAAAUUGGCAUUUGUUUCUGGCUAUUAGAAUUCCCUU